Molecule: messenger RNA, 2639 nt
Organism: Mytilus californianus (California mussel)
Lineage: Eukaryota; Metazoa; Mollusca; Bivalvia; Mytilida; Mytilidae
Product: toll-like receptor 4
Exons: 1
Coding region: 17-2494 (825 amino acids)
Biological process (GO): toll-like receptor signaling pathway; inflammatory response; immune response
Cellular component (GO): membrane
Molecular function (GO): protein binding; transmembrane signaling receptor activity
Source: RefSeq, a predicted model, not a curated record
GCAGAAUAAAGAAAGGAUGGAACAAACUUCGUUAACUCAGUUUAUAUUGAUCCUGUCGUUGAGCAGCGUAUAUUGUUUAGGUAUCACAAGAAGUAAUAUGAGCAAUUGUAAACUGACUUUUCCAUGUGCAAAAUUUUACACAAACGGAAAGUUGCAUAUUGAGUGUUCACAUAAAAACCUGACGAAAAUCCCUGAUUUACCAUCAAACGCUGUUUAUAUCGAUUUUGAGGAUAACUUAAUCAAGGAGAUACCAAAUGGAACAUUUGAACAUUUGAAAAAUCUGACUAUUUUGGAUAUAUCAUUCAACAGAUUGAAGUCUAUUAACAGACAAACAUUUGUUGGAAUUCAAAAUCUGCGUCACCUUAAACUCAAUGAUAACUUUAUAGUAUCAAUACCGAACAACACCUUUGAAGAUAUGACCAGUCUUACAGUUUUGGAUCUAUCACACAACAUGUUACUCCCAAGGAUAAGGAAUAAAUCUUUUAAAGGACUUAUUAACCUAAGGCAUCUUAAACUUAACAGAAAUAUUCCUUUCAUCAGCAACUCUAUAGAAAUACCAAAUAAUACAUUUGAAUAUUUAAUUACUCUUUCAGUACUGGAUCUAUCAUUCAACCGCUUGAAAUCAAUAAAUGAACAGACCUUUACAGGACUAGAAAACCUACGGUAUCUCAAUCUCAACAAAAACAGCCUGAGUUAUAAUACUCGGCAAGUUCCUCCUGGAUGUUUUAAACCUCUAAAAUCACUUAGACAGUUGUCUAUUCAAAACAACAAUGUGUAUUCCCAUCCCCGUAUUUGCAUUUUUCCAGAUUCGACAAUUGUCGAUUUAGUUAAUCUAGAAAAAAUAGAACUUGAUGUUGAUGUUGGAAGACGUGUUUUCAAAAAUGUACAUUAUCUGGGACCAGGGUAUGCAUCACUUCAAAACCUACAGUCAUUAAAGUUUGAUACGUGUGGCCACCUUCCUCUUUUCAACGAUUCCUUUAAAUACACACCUUAUUUAACUCAUAUAUAUAUACAAAAAUGUGUUGUAACCAACGUUAAAUCUGGUGCAUUUUCUCAACUUCCAAAGUUGAAAGUAUUAAAACUAGAUCUUAGUGGUUUUUCUGAAUAUAAACUUGACCAGUUAAUGAUGGUUGAUAUGGUUUUGAGUUUGGCAAUGACACAAAUCGAGGUUUUAGAUAUGAAGGAUGUUUGGGAAACAGCUCAAACUGUGAAUACUUUUCCAUGGGAAGAAGUUAAUGAAAUGUUGUUAAAUACGUCUAUACGUGAACUACGUUUCACAAACAAUGUUAAUGUAGUAUUUCCGACUGGAAGAUCAGUUCCAUCACCGCAAAGUCUUCAAAUACUUAAUCUUAGUAUGAAUUCCUUAAAUGAGAUAUUGCUGAAUCUAACACAUGUUAAAUACCUCAACUUACAAGGUAAUGCUCUCGGUAAAUACCUAGAAAAUAACAGCUACAUGAUAAAAAGUGAAAGUAAACUUGAAUAUGUAUGUCUAGCUAACAAUUCAAUUUCAAAUCUUAAUACAGCAAUAUUCAACGAACAACCGUAUCUACGAAUUAUUGACAUAAGUUAUAACAGCCUGAAAGAGGUUAAUUGUGACCUGUCCCCUUUGGUGAAGUUGCAUAUUCUGAACCUUUCAUUCAACGCAAUAAACCAUUUAGACCACAAGUCUAUUACAAACUUGGACAGAAUUCUUACGAAAAGCGACAACAUAUUACAAAUUGAUCUCAAUUACAACCCGCUUCAUUGUAACUGUUAUACACUUUCAUUUUUAACGUGGAUGCAGCGUAGGCGCGAACAUUUCAUAACCUUUUCUCACUUUAAAUGUAAAUACCUGAAUGGGAGCAUGUCACCUUCAAAUUUAUUUGAAGAAGUAGUACUAUAUCUUGAGAGGGAAUGUAUGGAUUAUUCGUAUCUGAUGGUAAUCGCGUCUAUUGCUGUUUUUGCAUUUAUAGCAAUAUUAUUAACAGCAGUCAUUUAUAGACAUCGAUGGAAACUUCGAUACAUUUUCUACACAGCAAAACUAAAAUAUGCCCAAAAAAAAUCAGAUGAAGAAUUGACUGAGUAUGUUUAUGAUGCCUUCAUAUCAUAUUCUGAUAAAGACCGAGAAUUUGUAAUUAACGACUGCAUUGAAAAUCUUGAACAAGGUGUCUUAAAGCUAUGCAUACACCAGCGCGAUUUCGUGCCCGGAGAAUAUAUCACAGAUAAUAUAAUAAAUGCUAUCCAGAACAGCCGAAAAACAAUCUGCAUAAUAACUAGAUCAUUUCUGGACUCUUAUUACUGCAUGUUUGAAUUCAACAUGGCCAGAAUGGAAAGUAUCCAUUCAAGAAAUGGUAAAAAUACUUUGUUUUUGGUAUUUUACGAGAAACUUUUACCAGAAGAGUUGCCGUUAGUUUUAUAUGAACUUAUUCAGAAUCAAUCGUAUAUUGAAUAUCCGAAUGACGAACAGGGAGAUGUAAUUUUCUGGCAGAAAAUCAAAGAUGCUAUUCAUACGUAGGGUUUUUGUACAGCUUACUUAUUUUCUUUUAAAAAAUAAAUUGCAGGAAAUACAAUAAAAUUUUCCCAUAGGAGAAAAUUUAUAAUAAGUAUCAACCGGAAAUAUUAUAUAAUAAAAACAAAUGGGUCGCACUUCAAAAGUCAAU